Fukomys damarensis (Damara mole-rat) is the source of this 2626-nucleotide messenger RNA. It is a transcript of the gene Cd7, whose product is annotated as CD7 molecule. The coding region runs from base 1684 to 2307 and encodes 207 amino acids. Gene Ontology annotation, cellular component: membrane. The transcript has 4 exons. NCBI's taxonomy places the organism in Eukaryota, Metazoa, Chordata, Mammalia, Rodentia, Bathyergidae. Gene Ontology annotation, biological process: adaptive immune response. Gene Ontology annotation, molecular function: signaling receptor activity. The record is from RefSeq and is a predicted model, not a curated record.
AAAGAAUAAUCUUUAACUAGAUUUAAUAAACCAAUCAACAAACCAUUACAUAUGCUGGAAAAUCCAGUUGUCUUAGUGCAAACCCGAAAGCCCACCAGAAGCUUGUCCUGUUUUUGAGGGCAGUGAAAUUCUGUCUCCUGAGGUGGAGACCACUGAAAUUUCAAGGUGAGUCGCUGAGUGGCUUCCGUGGGCUCCAGACGCAAAGGUUUAAGAGUCCCGGAAGCUGUGGCCCUGAGCCCAGAGCACAUGGCCCGUGCCUCUGAGGCCAGAGGAAGGGUCACAGCAUUGCGGGGUUUGAGCCCUGUGUGGCAGGCCUGUCCACUAGCUCCUGCCCGAUGCCCUUAGGCACAGCCCCCGAGGCCCCCGCAUCUGAAGCCCUGAAAGGUCAGCUUGAAUAUCUUAUUUUGGAAGCAGACACAAAGCUCUGAUGCCCUGGUACACACCAAGAGACCUGCAACCACAGGUUGGAGUCUGUGACCAUCGGUCCCCCUGCUGCAGAGUGACUUCUCUCUCAGAGGGCUUCUCUGACUGAGAUUCAGCACUGACCCCCUCCCCCAUUCCUCUGUGGGACCUCUGCGUCCCGGACCAUUGACCAGCCUUGCCUGGGGCUUGGCUCCUGGCCUUUCUGGGGCAACUACUUCACCAGACCCCUCCCAGGCACCCCGUGUCCUGCUUGCCACCCAGCUCACCUUGCUGACGUCAGCCCCAGGGCUCAGGGCCCCUGGUCAGCCUUGCCCUCUGCUCGGGGCCCAGGGAUGGUGCGUGGGAACCCCCAAAUCACCCCCAAGUGGUACGUGCAUGUGUGAGGAUUAGAGAGGGCAGCACUUCAGACCCACAAGGCCUGACCUUGGCCAACUCCUGCUUAGGACUUCAGCAAGAUUCUGCCCCAAACAGAAAGGCCCUUCAGCUGGCAGACCCAGUCCUGGCACCCACAAACCUUUUCCUGUGCCCACCCCACAGGCCCCUGUGUCCUAGGUCUCCAAACCCAUGAGGACCCAGCCCCUCAAGGCAGCCCGGCCACGGGUCACCUGUGACCAUGCCCUCUGCUGUCUGCUCUCAGUUCCAAGCACACUCCUGGGCACUGGGGCUCUGAGCAUUUGAAGCUUCCCCAAAGGAUGGAAGUGGAGACAGAGACCAGCACCUCCGGGGUGUCCCGAGGUCAGGCAAGGUUCUAGACAAAGGAAGUGAGCUUGGGAGCCUGCCUGUCUCAUCCCAGGACACAGGUCAACCUGGUGCUUCCUGCUCAGCUCCUCCAUCUGCCCAGCUGACUUGAUGCUGCAGGUGUUGGGAAAAUCAGAUCCCAGCAAGCAGCGACCCAGGGACCGGUCCCUACCAUCCCAGGUCAGCUCCAGCCCAACCCUCCCAGGAGGGUGUCCUCUCCCCAGGUGCUCUGUGGAGCUGGGGUGGAGACCUAGACCCGUGGUCCUCUGGGCCGUAAACCUAGCACAGCGGCUCCUCCCACUGCCAGCAGCAACUCCUCCCUCUCAGGCACCUCCUCCAGGAAGCCCUCCCUGAGGCCCCACCACAGCCCACCACAUUUGAGCUGAAGGUGUAUCCUGCUCCACCUGCCUGAACCUGAGCCACUAGGGCUCUUGGGGUGUCCGGGCUCACCUGCAGUGUGCAGACAAGAGCAUCUCUGGCCAGAGAGGGGCCUGGCGCUGGGCUGAGGCUGCAGCUGGCAGCAUGGCCAGGCUCACUCUCCUAGCCCUGCUGCUCUCACUGGCUGGAACCCUGCCUGAGGCCCAGGAGGCCCAAGAGGUGCGGCAGUCUCCCCUCCACAAGGCCGUGCCGGUGGGGGGCUCCGUGAACAUCACCUGCUCCACUAGCGGGCCCCUGAAAGGGGUCUUCUUGGGGCUGAGCUGGCCAAAAAACAUGGACGUGAUUUACUACGAGGAAGGGGAGAACAGCACUGUGGACCAGCAGUUCCAGGGCCGCAUCAGCUUCUCGGGACCCCAGCACAACCUGACCAUCACCAUGAGCCUCCUGCAGCUGGCCGACUCCGGCCUCUACACCUGCCGGGCCAUCGUGAACCACACUGUCCUCGGCCCUGGCACCUUGGUGAUGGUCACAGAAAAACCGUGCCAAGAGACACAAGAAGCACACAGACACCAGGAGCCUGGGCUGAUGUUCCUCAUCCUCCCAUCGGCCCUUGCUGUGGGCUUCUUUCUCCUCGGGCUGAGCCUGGGACUGCUGUAUGCCCUGAGGUCACAGGUUAAGAAGCUGUGUGCUUCCGGGGAGAAGAGCCAGCCCUGCGUGGUGUAUGAGGACAUGUCCUACUGUGGCCGCAACGCCAGUCCAUACCAGUGAGCCCCUCAGACCCCCAAGCCCUUCUCACCCCUCUAGCCUAGUUCACCCAGUGCCCAUACUCAGGCAGCUGGGGCAGGGCUCCUUGGAGCCCCCAGGUUGCCGGAUGCCUCCUCCAGGAAGCCUUCCAGCCGGCCCAGCCCUUCGUGGCCGGACCACACACUGCCACCAGCCACAGAGCUCAGCCGUGUCCCGGCUGCCACCCACCCUCAGGGAGCAGGGCCUCUUCUGUCCAUGGGUUUAGGUGGACUUCAACACGCAGCAAGCCCCCAGCCUGGGAGCCUCUUGGCAAAUGGGGCAGGAGGAGGCCCAGCUCCCUCUC